Messenger RNA from Haliotis rufescens (red abalone), 3563 nucleotides. Its product is annotated as gastrula zinc finger protein XlCGF58.1-like. Gene Ontology annotation, biological process: regulation of transcription by RNA polymerase II. NCBI's taxonomy places the organism in Eukaryota, Metazoa, Mollusca, Gastropoda, Lepetellida, Haliotidae. The record is from RefSeq and is a predicted model, not a curated record. The coding region runs from base 181 to 2445 and encodes 754 amino acids. The transcript has 2 exons. Gene Ontology annotation, molecular function: RNA polymerase II cis-regulatory region sequence-specific DNA binding; DNA-binding transcription factor activity.
GUAAAACGAAAAGGCUGCCAUAGCCAAAAUACUUGCAGAGUCAUGUAACUUCCACCUUGUUAACCCGACUAAGAGAUAUUUCUCGACGAGGUAAGAGUGUGUUGAAUUUAAAAGCCGGAGGAAACGGUGAAGAAGGAAUAUGAUACUGCCAGUGAACACCGUAACAUCCAAAAGUUGAUAAUGGAAGUACAAACCCAUCCCCAGAAUCCUGGCUCUGUUACAGAAACAUGUGUAAUGACAGACGGUGAGAGAGCGUUGCUGGAUGAUCUCAAGAAAGAAUCUGAUACUGACAUGCUGGAAACAGAUUGUCUCAAGAAACAGCGUAGUGAGUGUGGGAAAGAAUUCACAGAAAAUGGCCAUCUGAAGAGACACAUGAAUACACAUGAAAGUGGUCACAGUGAUGUGAAUGGGAAACCUAAUCAGUGUGGGGAAUGUGGGAAAGUGUUUACGCGAUCAAGUAACUUGCAGACACACAUGAUGAGUCACAGUAGCGUCAAGCCUCAUAGAUGUGUUCAAUGUGGAAAAGUGUUUACGCGAUCAAGUAACUUGCAGACACACAUGAUGAGUCACAGUAGCGUCAAGCUUCAUAGAUGUGUUGAAUUUGGGAAAGUGUUUACGAGAUUAAGUACUUUGAAGACACACAUGAUGAGACACAGUGGACAAAAGCCCUUUGAGUGUGAUGUGUGUGGGAAAGUACUAAAAUCUUCAUGGAGCAUGAAAAUGCACCAUAAGACUCUCCACCGUGGAAUCAAACCUUUUAAGUGUGCCAAAUGUGGAAAAACAUUUUCACUAAGAAGUACUCUGAAGGGCCACAUGUGGAUUCACAGUGGAAUCAAGCCUUUUAAGUGUGCUGAAUGUGGGCAAGAAUUUGCACACUCAAAUAACAUGCAGUCUCACAUGAGGAGUCACAGUGGAAUCAAGCCCUUUGCGUGUGAUGUGUGUGGGAAAGUAUUCACAACAUCAUGGAGCUUGAAGAUGCACCAGAAGACUCUCCACUGUGGACUCCAGCCUUUUAAGUGUGCUGAAUGUGGGAAAACAUUCACACUAAGAGGUACUCUGGAGUGUCACAUGAGGAUUCACAGUGGAGUCAAGCCCUUUGGGUGUGAUGAGUGUGGAAAAGCAUUUACACAAAGAGGCACUCUGAAGACUCACAUGAGGCUCCACAAUGGUAUCAAGCCUUUUAAGUGCGGUGAAUGUGGGAAAGAGUAUGCACAAGCAGGUACUCUGCAGGCUCACAUGAUGAGUCACAGUGGACUCCGGCCUUAUAAGUGUGAUGAGUGUGGAAAAACGUUUCCACUAAGAGCCACUCUGAAGACACACAUGAGGCUUCACAGUGGAAUCAAGCCUUUCAAGUGUGCUGAAUGUGGGAAAGAGUUUACAGAAGCUGGUAACCUGCAGACACACAUGAGCAGUCACAGUGAACUCAAGCCCCAUAAGUGUGAGGAGUGUGGGAAAACAUUUAGACUAAGAGCUACACUUGAGAUUCACAUGAGGACUCACAGUGGUAUCAAGCCUUAUAAGUGUGUUGAAUGUGGGAGAGAGUUUGCACAAUCAGGUACCCUGAAGUCUCACGUCAGGAGACACAGUGGUGUCAAGCCGUAUGAGUGUGAGGAGUGUGGGAAAACAUUUACCCUAAGAGAUACUCUGAAGAAUCACAUUAGGAUUCACAGUGGAGUCAAGCCCUUUGAGUGUGUUGAAUGUGGGAAGAAAUUUACAGGAGCAGGUGCCUUACGAUCUCACGUGAGGAUUCACAGUGAAAUGAAGCCUUAUAAGUGUGGUGAGUGUGGGAAAACCUUUACACAAAGAAGUAAUCUGAAUACACACAUGAGGAUUCACAGUGGGAUCAAGCCUUUUAAGUGUGAUGUGUGUGGGAAAGAGUUCACACGGGCAGGUACCCUGCAGUCUCACAUGCUGUGUCACAGUGGACUCAAGCCCUUUAAGUGUGAUGAGUGCGGGAAAAAAUUUACACAAAAUAGUAAUCUGAAUGCACACAUGAAGGUUCACAAUGGAACCAAGCCUUUUAAGUGUGCUCAAUGUGACAAAGAGUUUGCACAUGCAGGGAGCCUGCAAUCUCACUUGAGGCAUCACAGUGGAGACAGGCCUUUUACGUGUAGCGAGUGUGGGAAAACAUUCACAAUAUCAAGUCGUCUGAAAAGACACAUGGUGCAUCACAGUGGAGACAAGCCUUUUAAGUGUAGUGAGUGUGGGGAAACAUUUGCGCUAAAAAGUUAUCUGCAUGCACACAUAAAGCUUCACAGUGGAAUCAAGCCUUUUAGGUGUGGUGAGUGUGGGAGAGAGUUUGCACACUCUGGCAACCUGCAGUCACACAUGAGGAGUCACAGUGGAAUCAAGCCCUUUGAGUGUGAUGUGUGUGGGAAAGGGUUUGCAAGAUCUUGGAGCAUGAAGAUGCACCAGAAGAGGCUUCACAGUGAAGUCCGGCCCUGAAAGUGUGGUGAGAGUUGGGGGAACAUUCACUGCAUCAAGUUGUCUGAAGACACACAGAGGGCAUCAUCAGGGAGUCCUGCCCUGAAAGUGUGGUGAGAGUUGGGGGAACAUUCACUGCAUCAAGUUGUCUGAAGACACACACAGGGCAUCAUCAGGGAGACCUGCCCUGCCUGCCCUGAAAGUGUGGUGAGAGUUGGGGGAACAUUCACAGCAUCAAGUUGUCUGAAGACACACAGAGGGCAUCAUCAGGGAGUCCUGCCCUGAAAGUGUGGUGAGGGUUGGGGGAACAUUCACUGCAUCAAGUUGUCUGAAGACACACACAGGGCAUCAUCAGGGAGUCCUGCCCUGAAAGUGUGGUGAGAGUUGGGGGAACAUUCACAGCAUCAAGUUGUCUGAAGACACACACAGGGCAUCAUCAGGGAGUCCUGCCCUGCCUGCCCUGAAAGUGUGGUGAGAGUUGGGGGAACAUUCACAGCAUCAAGUUGUCUGAAGACACACAGAGGGCAUCAUCAGGGAGUCCUGCCCUGAAAGUGUGGUGAGGGUUGGGGGAACAUUCACUGCAUCAAGUUGUCUGAAGACACACAUAGGGCAUCAUCAAGGAGUCCUGCCCUGAAAGUGUGGUGGUGGCAGGCAUCAGAGUGAAGUCAAGCCUCACUACUGUACAUAAGCUAAUGGCGCAAGUGUGGGAAUCAUUGAGCUUAGUGACAAAGGUACAUCAGCUAUCAAUGGCAAGUCUUUUUCUUUAAGUGAAAAUGUUGACCGAACAGAUGUUACCUGCCUUACCUCUCCAAGGUAUCUUCCUAUCUCAUGGUAACCUUGUGGGAGGUACUACUUCAAGUGAGACCUGAUGAGAGGUUUUAGAUUUGAAUUGUAAGACCUCCUUGGUGUUUUUAUAAUUGAAUUGUAAGAACUUGGUUUUGCACUUAAAUCAGCCUUCAAAGUCACAAUUCUUUUUACAUGAAGCAAACCCACAAACUGCUGUAUUUGCCAGUAUUAGGCCUCAAAUUAUGACACAUGAAUAAUAUAAUGUAUUUUAAGUGUUAAUCACUUAAUCAUGUUAAUGUUAGCAUGGGCAAGGUUGUCCUUGUCAUAACCCUGCAGGGCCCGUGAAGAUCCGG